This is a messenger RNA of Chlorella variabilis, 516 nucleotides long. RefSeq lists its product as hypothetical. NCBI's taxonomy places the organism in Eukaryota, Viridiplantae, Chlorophyta, Trebouxiophyceae, Chlorellales, Chlorellaceae. The record is from RefSeq and is a predicted model, not a curated record. The transcript has 5 exons. The annotation marks the transcript as partial. Gene Ontology annotation, cellular component: cytosol.
AGCGCCAUCAUGCAGCACCCAUUACUGACGCAGCUGGCGGAUGGCAGCCUAGAUGAACAGACCUUCAAGUUCUACAUUGUGCAGGGAGCUCUGUACCUCAGGGAGUAUGCGCGCGCGCUGGCGCUGGUGGCCAGCAAGGCGCCGAGACCAGAGUGGGUGGCGUUCUUUGGCCGCUGUGCAAACGAGGCCUACCAGGAGGAGAGCAGCUUUCACAAGGCAAGCUCACCUGCCGGCUGGGAGAGGAGCUGCCCGGCUGCUGCAACCACAUGCUGCGUGGCCAGCGCGGUGCUGGCGCCCUACUCUCUCCUCUACACCUCUUUUGUGCUGUCCACGGUCCAUGAGAAGGCAUUCUAUGAGGCCCUGGCGGCCGUGCUGCCCUGCUUCGUCGUCUACCUGGAAGUGGGCAAGGCGCUGCUGCGGCAGGGCUCACCGCACCCUCUCGUCCAGCGGUUCAUUGACCGGUUUGGUGGGCCAGAGUAUGAGGAGUUGACUCUCGAGGUGGUGCGCAUGGCAAAU